UCGCAUUAUCAACCCUAUACCUUCCAUUUAAAAGGGAUCAGUGCAAGGUAAAGGACCAGGAGCAGCCUUUCCCGUCACUCCCCACCCGGAAUCCCCUCGGAAGUGCCCCGGGCCCAGGGGUGGAAGGGGCGCGGCUCUGCCCGGCCCUCCCUGCCCGGAGCGGGGCGGCGCUGCGGGCCCCGCCGCGGGCGGGCGGUCCCUCCGUCUGUCCGUCCGUCACUCUGUCUGUCCGUCACUCCGUCUGUCCGUCACUCUGUCUGUCCGGCACUCCGUCUGUCCGUAACUCUGUCCGUCGGUCGGUCCCAGCCGCCCCAGGUCCCCGGGGAGCCGCGGGCGUGAGUCCUGCUGAUGGCAGCGACGGCAGAGACCAACCAUAUCCAUGAAGUGAUGGAAGGGCCAGAAGGAGAUGAUGCCAAGUGCAGUUUCCAUCACACAAUGUUCCUGGAACCCCAAGAGAAGAAGAGGAACAUGAAGGCUCUGCUGGUUAAACGAGCAAAGGAAACUUGCAGCUGCACCCCGGCCAAAAUGAAAGAUUGUGUUUUGGGGUUCUUCCCCAUCUUACAGUGGCUUCCCAAAUACAAGCCCAGGGAGUACCUCCUGGGGGAUGUAAUGUCUGGUGUGAUCGUGGGGGUCCUGCUGGUCCCACAGUCCAUUGCCUACUCCCUCCUGGCAGGGCUGGAGCCCAUUUAUGGCCUUUACACCUCCUUUUUCUCCUGCAUCAUCUACUGCAUCUUCGGCACCUCCCGCCACAUCUCCGUCAGCAUCUUCGGCGUGGUGUGCCUGAUGCUGGGCCAGGUGGUGGACAGGGAGGUGGAGAGGGCUGGCUACCAGCUGGAGCCAGGCCUGGAGGGGCUGGGGAAUGGCACCAGGAACGGGACAGAGCUGCUCUGUGACAGGGGCUGCUACGCCAUGGCCGUGGCUGCCACCGUCACCUUCAUCUCGGGGGUGUACCAGGUGGCCAUGGGUUUCUUCCAGGUGGGCUUUGUCUCCGUGUACCUCUCGGACUCUCUGCUGAGUGGGUUUGUCACGGGGGCCUCCAUCACUGUCCUGACCUCACAAGUCAAGUACCUGCUGGGCCUGGACAUUCCUCGGAGCGGCGGCGUGGGCUCCCUCAUCACCACCUGGAUAAACAUCUUCAGGAACAUCCACACCACCAACAUCUGUGACCUCAUCACCAGCUUCUUGUGCUUCCUGGUGCUCAUCCCGGCCAAAGAGCUCAACGAGCGCUUCAAAUCCAAGCUCAAGGCUCCGGUUCCAGUGGAGCUCUUCGUGGUUGUGGCAGCCACUCUGGCGUCUCACUUUGGGAAGCUGAGAGAGACUUAUGGCUCCAGCAUUUCUGGCCACAUCCCCACUGGGUUUCUGCCCCCGCGCCCUCCAGUCUGGAGCCUGAUCCCCAGCGUGGCGUUGGAUGCCAUCCCCAUUGCCAUCAUUGGCUUUGCCAUCACCGUGUCCCUGUCGGAGAUGUUUGCCAAGAAGCACGGCUACUCCGUGAGGGCCAACCAGGAGAUGUACGCCAUUGGCUUCUGCAACAUCAUUCCCUCCUUCUUCCACUGCUUCACCACCAGCGCAGCCCUCGCCAAGACCCUGGUCAAGGAGUCCACGGGCUGCAGGACCCAGAUGUCCGGCAUGGUGACCAGUCUGGUGAUCCUCUUGGUCCUCCUGGUGAUCGCCCCUCUGUUCUACUCCCUGCAGAAGUGCGUCCUCGCCGUCAUAACCAUCGUCAACCUCCGCGGGGCCCUGCGCAAGUUCAGGGACCUGCCCAAAAUGUGGCACCUGAGCAGGGUGGACACGGUCAUCUGGGGGGUCACCAUGGCGGCCACGGCGCUCGUCAGCACCGAGAUCGGGCUCCUGGUGGGGGUCUGCUUCUCCAUGCUCUGCGUCAUCUUCCGCACGCAGCGCCCCGAGGCGCCGCUGCUGGGCUGGGUGGCCGAGUCGGAGACCUACGAGUCCCUGUCUGCCUACAAGAACCUGCAAACCAAGCCCGGGGUUGUGGUGUUCCGCUUCGAGGCCCCCAUCUACUACAUCAACAAGGAGUGCUUCAAGUCCACCCUCUACAAGCAAACCGGGGUCAACCCCGUGUGGGUGAAGGCGGCCAAGAAGAAAGCAGAGAAGAGGAAGCUGAAGGAGAAGGAGGCGGGGUGUGGGGACAAGCAGGGCAGCGUCCCCGUGGAUUUGGGGUCGGAACCUGUGGGGUUUCACAGCAUCGUGAUCGACUGCUGCGCCGUGCAGUUCCUGGACACGGCCGGCAUCCGCACGCUCAAGGAGGUCUGCAAGGACUACGGGGACAUCGACGUCCACGUGCUGCUGGCCCAGUGCAACCCUUCUGUCAGGAGCUCCCUGCUCCGAGGGGAGUUCUUCAAGGAGGGGGAGGACCACCUGCUCUUCCACAGCGUGCACCAGGCCGUGGACUUUGCCCUGGGCACGCAGCGGCACGGUGCUCUGAAGAACUAGCUUGGAAAGAGGGAGAAGGGAACAAGGCUGGGCCAACAAGUCUGUGUGUCUGUGAAAUCAGUGUGUGUGUGCUCUGGUAGCAGGGCAGGGUGGUGCCAACCCUGCAGGCUCCGGAUUUACCUGCCUGGGGUGGUGAUUCCAUGGGAGGUGCCAAAUGAAGGCGGUUCUUAACUUGAUUGUGGCCAGUCUGCAGAUCUUAAAUUUCCGUGGCGUUGUUCAUCUCAUGUCUCCUCUCUGGAGCUUUCUGUGUCUCAGUUCCACUCUGAAGUUGUGAUCAAGCCUUUUUUGCCACCCUGUCCUUGUGGAUGGGGUGGGAUUUUGGAGUAGUCUGGACAUCCUGUGCAGCUGAAGAAUGAGGCAACUUGUUUCUCAUCCCUCAUUCUGGCAUUGCCUUCCAUCACCACACCCUGGUGUUUGCCCAGGAAAGGCUGCCAGGGACUGUUUGCUCUGCUCUUUACUGGCCACUGCUUGAAUUUACAACCUCCCCGAAUUCCAGAUAGAGAAAUCAAAUCUAAACAUGCAGGAAGAUAUCUUAAUGAAUAUCUUCUAAGCAGGCACCUCUGACCUGCAGAGGUUUUGGCACUGCCUCCUGGCUCAGCCAGGCCACAAGGACAAGGUUAUCUCAUUUCUCCACAGGCCUUCACCUGCCUGUGCCCAUGGAAAUGCUGCCUCUCCACCUUGAUUUUAAUGAUUUUUUUUUUUUUUCACAGAUGACUCUUUAGAAGUCUGAUUCAUUCCUAUGGUCAGUCAAUUGUUUUCCUAAUAUUUAGGAGCUCUUUAGAACUGUGAGCAUUAGAUAUGGAAAAUAUCUAGCUCUUUAAUUUUAGCCAAAAAAGUCCCUUCUAGGCAGUUUUUUAUGCCAGGUAGAGAGAAUCACAGGCACCAAAGUGAAAAGGGACAAAGAGAUGAUCCAACAUCUGCCCAAAUGUGUCCAUGUCACACAGACUUUGUGCAUGAAUGCAGGAUUUAUUGGCCAUAAACCCUUUGCUCUGUCCUGGACUUUAUGCAAUGGGAGUGCACAGACCAUUGGAAAAGGAGCCAGGAAAAUUCUUUCCUGGACUUUUUUUUUUAACCAGGUCAGUAUAAAUAGAGCUUUUACUUUGAUUUGAAAUUCUGUGGAAGUGAAGAGUGCCUGUUCUUCAUGCUAAAAUACAAAGAUGGGAUUUUUUUCUGCUUUCCUCAUAGCAGUAGAAUACAAUUGUGAAGGCAGAAUUGAGAGAUUAACAGUUUUUUCCUGAAUGCCAGCUAUGCACAGCACACAUCCCUGGAAGAGGGUGCUUUCCUCCCAGAGGAGUUUACAGUCUGAAUUUCAGGUGCUUCACAGCUUUUAAAAGGGAAGGGUGCUGGGAAUAGACAAUAUUCUCAUCCUUAAUAAUUCAAAAAUAAUGAGUCAGAAGUAAAAAAAAAAAGUGUAAAAUCCAGUAUGAAUUGUGAAAUGUUUACUAAAUAGAAAGAGAUUUUGAGUUUAAACUGUUUUGUUGUUUGCUUUUUUUUUGGUUUUUUUUUUCUAAGCAAGGACCAGUAACUGUUCUCCUCUUUCUGUGAAAGCUGAAUGUCAUGGAUCACUUCACCCUGGGAGCCUCAGAGAAGGAUGAGGCAGCAGGAAGAUGAGUCCUUUCUGUGUUAACUGAAUUUACUGCCUUUUUGGGGACCCAGAGCAGCUCAGAAGUGCUGGGGGAGGUGAGGGGUGGCUGCAGCACAGCUUGGAAAGGGAGAACCUCACUCAUACCCACCCAUUGCACCUCCUAGAGCUGGCACUGGUGAGGAAAAGCCUCCCUGGGAAAAGUCUGCAGUGUUCAAACCCCGCAGAUGUUCUGCCUCAGCCCCGAGGCUUCUUUGUGCAGGAGAUGAAUCCCAAAUUCUGCUGAAUUUUUCCUUUGCUGCCUUAACCUCCUGCAGGAACAUUUUCAUUCUGGGCCGAGGAUGCUUUGUGCAGGGUGGGGAGUUGUGACCACGGAGUUGGCAUUGCCAGGAGGAUUGGGCUGAGCUGUGGAAGGGCAGUGGGCAGGGUUACAUUUUUGGGCAGUAUUUCAGUUUUUAACCAAACCUGCUUUGUGUGCAGAGCCCCUGGGAGGGCAGGUUUGCCCAACCACAGUGCCAUGGCCUGGGGGAGUCCCUUUGCAGCUCAGUUUGUUCACAUGGUCAGAAAGAAUCUCUGGAACUUUGAGCAACAGCCUCCAUGCAGCUUUUUAAUGCUGAUUUUAACUCCUCUUUUGCCAGAGGGCAGAGCAGCGCUGAAAGUGCUGACCAUAAAGGACAGCACGUGGUGGUUGCAGGUGUUUUAUUUGUUAUUUAUUUGCAAGUGUUCCUCCCUUCCUGCAGCUGCUUGUUCUCUCCCCUGAGGCGUGGGCAGGACACAGGGAGGGGAGGAAGGAGCUGCUGCCCAGGACACUUCAGGGCAGGGGGGGCACAGUGGGGCAGAAGGCAAAUACAAACUGCUCUGGCUGAUUCUUUCCCCUUCCCCUCUCUCCCAUGUUCUGUCCAUGCUGCCCAGGUGGAGAUUUUUUCACCUGUGACCAUGUUUGUGUAACCAAAUUCCAAAUGGGAGUAAAUAAAUAACCUUUCUUUAGUACAAGAUGGGUUUGCAAAUCCAUUCCUGCCUGUGCCAGGAAGGGAAGAACAGCAAUGUUCACUCCAAGAAGGACCCACUUCCUGCAGCUAGUGGGAUGUGUAUUUGUGGCUCCUGGGUAUUUAUUGACAUAAAAGCAUAAUAAAAGAGCCAUAAAAUUAUUUGUCAGAUAAUUAAAUUAGAUUAUAUCUAAAAGAUGUGCUGGACAUUACCUGGAGCAGGCUGCAUUUGUCCUCAGUGCUGUUUGUGCAGCCUCCAAAUUCCAUUUCCAGCAAAACACAAGAAACUAUUAAAAUGCAACAGCAAAAGCAGCCAGGCAACCAAACAAAAUACUUCUAAUGUUCUUAUUUAAAAUUAAUAAGUAUCUAUUAAUGCAGGCUGCCCUGGCUAAAUGGGAACUGAAAUUAAUGCCAUUUGCCAGAGUUCAGUGCAAUUGGGAGUUCUUGGGAAUUAACUAGAGAUUAAAGCUUAUUAUGGCUGGAAUUUCUUACAACAGUGGGUUUCAGCCCUGUUCCUCUUAGGCCUGGAAUUGUAUUUUAGCAGUGACAUGAAUCUGAUUUGAGCCUACUGGUGAGCAGCACGUUUUUUGUUUAUGGACCUUUAAAGUAAUCCAAUUUUAUCUUUAGGAAUUGGGGAUCACUGAUUGGAAACUUUUCCUCUGAAGCAUUUGUUUUAUAAAGGAAUCCAUAUAUUUAUGUGUUUGUGUUUUGCUGCUGUGUGAUGGAUGCAGCAGCUGGGUAUCUCCAAUAAUGCUUUUGUGAUAUUCCUGGCCUGGCCUGGAAAGGGCUCUCCUGCUUUCUGCUGCUUUAAAUGAACAGUGGUGGGCGUGUGCCAGGUUUUUAAGGGGAAAUCUGCCAUGCUCACUGCUUCCUGUGCUUCCCCCAUCCCCUGGAUUUGUGGAUUUGGGAAGAGGGUCCCUCAGAACGAUUGGGUUUGGGUUUUUCCAUGAGUCUGGAGCAGGGAUGUUCCUCCCAGGUGCAGCCCCCAGAACCCAGGCCAGACUGGAAGCUGGUACAAAUCAGUUCAGCUCUAUUCCCAAAUGUCCCAAUCAGCAAUUAUCAGUCUGAGUGAAGAAUUAAGAGAUCAUUAGCACGUUCAUUAAUGCCAACAACAGAGCAUUAUGGAUAUGAACUCUCCGUCUCAGCUGUACUGGAAAUCUCUUUAGCACUCUCCUGCUGAAUGCCAGGCUCUGUUUUUCCCUCCAAGUGUUUCAUUGUCUGAGUGUCCUGACACCAAAACCGUUCUCAGGGAAAGGGAAAACACAAUUCUUCUCACUUGCUGUGCCUGUGUUGUGCCACAGUGGAAUGCAGUAUGGAGAUUGUUUACCCAAGGUGAGGAUGUUUUGUUUCCUUGGCACUGUGUGUGUGUUGGGCUGUCACGAGAGAAUCAGAGAUGGUGCAGCUCUGUGCAGCUGAGAGCAAGAGUGAGUGCAUGGCAGAUUGAGUUUAGAUUAAAUGUCUGUAGAUAGCAUAAUAAAGUCAUUAAUUAACCUUCUGA
Passer domesticus (house sparrow) is the source of this 6517-nucleotide messenger RNA. RefSeq names its product solute carrier family 26 member 2 (gene SLC26A2). Gene Ontology annotation, cellular component: plasma membrane. Gene Ontology annotation, molecular function: secondary active sulfate transmembrane transporter activity; oxalate transmembrane transporter activity; chloride transmembrane transporter activity. Bases 349 to 2451 code for a protein of 700 amino acids. Lineage: Eukaryota; Metazoa; Chordata; Aves; Passeriformes; Passeridae. The transcript is spliced from 3 exons. The record is from RefSeq and is a predicted model, not a curated record. Gene Ontology annotation, biological process: transmembrane transport.